Molecule: messenger RNA, 855 nt
Organism: Cricetulus griseus (Chinese hamster)
Lineage: Eukaryota; Metazoa; Chordata; Mammalia; Rodentia; Cricetidae
Source: RefSeq, a predicted model, not a curated record
ACCUGUCUGUGAGCGGAUAGCCACUAGAGACAGUUCCAAGAAAACCUCGCCACCUGAAGGGCGAUCAGCACCCAGAAACUAGAACUUCCAGUAUCCUUUGCGCGCGGCUAAGGGGCGGGGAUUCGGGAGCCGGGAUGUCUCGAGAGAAUGAGAAACAGCCGGCACAGGCUCCUGGCCAGGUACCGCCAGGCUGGAGGUGGCACACCAGGGAAAGCCUCAGACAGAUUUCUUGUGCAAGAAGUGAUGGAGGAAGAGUGGAACUCUUUGAAGUCUGUAGAGAAUUGUCCAGAAGCCUUGUUUCAGUUGGGACUGCCAGAGGACCUAGCUGUGCUGCAGGACAUUGAACAGGAGCUGUGUGAUGAAGAAAAGUCCAUCAUAAGCGAGUAUGAGAAGAGCUUGCAGUUUGAUGAAAAUUGUCUCAACAGCAUGUUGGCUGAGUGGGAAGCAAACCCCCUCAUCUGUCCUGUGUGUAUAAAGUACAACCUGAGAAUAAUGAACAGUGUGGUCAUGUGUCCAUGUGGCCUGCACAUCCCAUUUCACUCUCCAGAGUUGACAGAGCAGAAGCUUCGUGCCUAUUUGGAGGAUAAUGUAAAUGAGCACAGUGCACACUGUCCCCACACCCCCGAAUUUUCAGUCACCGGUGGAACAGAAGAAAAGCCCAGUCUUCUAAUGAGCUGCCUGGCUUGUGAUACUUGGGCUGUGAUCCUCUAGUCAUCCCGAACUCACACUUGACUGCUGGGCUGAGAACAACUCAUUCCCUCCGAGAGGGGCCGUGUGCACAAGACUUUUGUAUGUAACUUAUUUUAUAUGAAAACUUCUCAAACAUCUCCUUGCUCUUGGUGUUUUGAUGAAGGG